Messenger RNA from Paraglomus brasilianum, 1266 nucleotides. The record is from the annotation of a GenBank genome assembly. Lineage: Eukaryota; Fungi; Glomeromycota; Glomeromycetes; Paraglomerales; Paraglomeraceae.
AUGGAAGAUUCCUCUGAGCAUGCUGUCGUGGUAAAAUUCCGUUCUACGGGGAAGGACUUUGACUACAACUUUGAUCCGGCGCAAUUAACAGUGCGACAAUUGAAAGAAAAACUGACCACACAGACUAGCAUACCUGCCGAUAGCAUGCGUCUAGUGUACUCGGGUAGAGUGUUAAAAGACGAAGACACAGUCGAGUUAUACGCGAAUCCAUUUGGAGCAAAUCCAUUCGGACUUGGGUCUGGACUUGAUCCAGACAUUAUGAGGAGUGUAAUGAAUUCACCUAUGCUCAGGCAUUUGUUAUCGAACCCAGAGAUUGUCAGAUCGAUGGUGAUGCAAAAUCCGACUAUGCGACAGAUGAUCGAACGUAAUCCCGAGAUUGGACAUAUAAUUAAUGACCCGUCAUUCAUUCGACAGACGAUGGACAUGGCAAGAAAUCCAGAACUUAUGAGGGAAAUGAUGCGUAACAAUGAUCGCGCAUUAGCCAACUUGGAAACUAUUCCGGGUGGAUUUAAUCAUUUGCGACGGAUGUAUCAUACGCUGCAAGAACCCCUGGAUUCCGCAGGAAGAAAUAACGAUCAGUUAUCAGAGAUUGCUAACCAGCGACUUGCCCAGCUCCUCAACGUGGAAAGCCCACCUGAGGGACAGAUCAAUAGCACUCCUCUGCCCAAUCCGUGGGCCCCGCGCAACAACAACCUGCAAACACAAGUUGGAAACCCAUUUGCAAAUAUAUUGCCCCUCGGUGUCAUACCACUAUCUAAUCAAACGCCUUUCCUAACACCAAAUUCGUCACGUAACCAGUCACCUCAUUCAUCAAUACGAUCAUCUGCGUCGUCACCAUCUACGUCAUCUUCACAGUCGACUAAUAACACAACAGGGCCGGGACAGUCAUCCAAUAACCCUCCAUUCCCAAUACCUGGCAUGCCACUGCCAGCAGACCCAGAUUUUAUCCGGCGUCUACAACAAACUGCAGAGAGGAUAUUUUCACAUCAAUAUGCAUCCUCACAACAGUCCCAACGGCCUAGUUCAUAUUCAACAUCGAUGUUUAAUCCCAACCCUUUGUUAAUGACUAUGCAGUCACCGUUCGGAAACGCGUCACCUCCGCCUCCACAACAGAAUAUUGAUCCACCGCAAACUCGUUUCCGUGAUCAACUUCAAAGAUUAGAAGAAAUGGGAUUUCAUGAUCAAGCACUUAAUAUCAGAGCUUUAUUUGCUGCUGGAGGUGACGUAACGUCAGCUAUUGAUUGGCUACUGCAGAACCUCAACUGA